GCGAGCCGCGAGCCGCGGCGCGGUGCGCUCGGGCCACCCCGGCGAUGCCCGUGCAGGUUAGCGAUUACAGCUGGCAGCAGACGGAGACUGCGGUCUUCCUCUCUCUGCCCCUGCGAGGCGUCUGCGUGAGAGAUGCGGACGUGUUCUGCACGGAAAACUAUCUGAAGGUCAACUUUCCUCCGUUUUUAUUUGAGGCAUUUCUCUACGCACCCAUAGACGAUGCCAGCAGCAAAGCAAAGAUUGGAAAUGACGCCGUUGUCUUUACCUUGUAUAAAAGAGAAGCAGGCAUGUGGGAGACUCUCUCUGUGCCGGGUGUUGACAAAGAGAUGAUGCAAAGAAUAAGAGAAAAAUCUAUUUUGCAAGCACAAGAGAGAGCAAAAGAAGCUGCUGAAGCAAAAGCUGUAGCAAUGCGAGAGGAUCAAAAGUAUGCACUCAAUGUCCUGAUGAAGAUUGAAGAAGAAGAGAGGAAAAAAAUUGAAAGUAUUAAAGAAAAUGAACGGAAAAAAGCAACUAAAGAAUUGGAAGCCUGGAAAGAAAGCCAAAGAAAAGCUGAAGAAAAAAAACGAAUUCAGAGACCUGACAAAUUAUGUCAAGAGAAGCAAACUGAAGAAGAAAGGAAAAAAUUAAAACAUAAAAGUCUUACUAGGAAUGUGGCAUCCGGAAAUCUUGCCCCAAAAGGGGGAAAUUCAGGAAAUAUGUUUGUUGAGAAGUUAAAGGAAGAUCGCAUUCCUGCUCCUCGCUCUGCCGGCAAUAUCAAAAUCAACUUUACCCCUCGAGUAUUCCCAACUGCUCUCCGUGAAUCACAAGUAGCAGAAGAAGAGGAGUGGCUGCACAAGCAGGCCGAGGCACGAAGAGCAAUGAAUGCGGAUAUUCCUGAGCUUUCUGAUUUGAAAGAAGAGGAAAAGAAUCCAGAGUGGUUGAAGGACAAAGGAAACAAAUUGUUUGCAACAGAAAACUAUCUGGCAGCUAUUAAUGCAUACAACUUAGCCAUCCGACUAAAUAAUAAGAUCCCAUUAUUGUAUUUGAAUCGAGCUGCUUGCCACCUAAAACUCAAAAAUUUACACAAAGCGAUCGAAGACUCUUCUAAGGCACUGGAAUUAUUGACACCACCUGUAACUGACAAUGCAAAUGCAAGAAUGAAGGCACAUGUACGACGUGGAACAGCAUUCUGCCAACUAGAAUUAUAUGUAGAAGGCCUACAGGAUUAUGAAGCUGCACUUAAGAUCGAUCCAUCCAACAAAAUUGUACAACACGAUGCUGAGAAGAUUCGGAAUGUAAUUCAAGGAACAGAACUAAAAUCUUCAUGACCACUCGAUACAGCUAGGCAGAGUGGACAGUGAGAGAGAGAGAAAGGUCUUCCUUUACCUUGGUUCACCCCCAAUGGCCGCUACAGCCGGUGCACGCUGAUCUGAAGCCAGGAGCCAUGUGCUUCUCCUAGUCUCCCAUGCAGGUGCAGGGCCCAAGCACUUGGGCCAUCUUCCUCUGCCUUCCCAGGCCACAGCAGAAAGCUGGACUGGCAGAGGGGCAACCAGGACAGAACCCGGUGUGCUGGCUCCGCAGGCAGAGGAUUAGCCUAGUGAGCCUCAGCACCGGCCUAGUUUUGUUGUUAAGAUUUAUUUAUUUUAUAUGAAAGGCAGAGUUACAAAGAGAGGGAGAGACAGAGAUCUUCUGUCAACUGGUUCAUACUUCCAAAUGGCCACAACAGCUAGGCGUGGGCCAGGUGGAAGCCAGGAUCUUCAUCUGGGUCUCCCACAUGGAUGACAGGGGCUCAAGUACCUGGGCCAUCUUCAGCUGUUUUCCUAGGAGCAUUUGUAGGGACUCAAUUGGAAGUGGAGCAGCUGGGACUUGAACCUGCACUUGUAUGGGACGCUGGUGCUGCAGGUGGUGGCUUUACCUGCUAUGCCAC
Molecule: messenger RNA, 1906 nt
Organism: Lepus europaeus (European hare)
Lineage: Eukaryota; Metazoa; Chordata; Mammalia; Lagomorpha; Leporidae
Gene: DNAAF4
Product: dynein axonemal assembly factor 4
Exons: 10
Coding region: 45-1307 (420 amino acids)
Biological process (GO): heart development; cilium movement; outer dynein arm assembly
Molecular function (GO): nuclear estrogen receptor binding
Source: RefSeq, a predicted model, not a curated record